GGCGAUGAGGGAAGAUCGCGGCGAGAAGCCCAACAUUCACGCUGCCUUUGAAUUAUUCGCCAAAUCGCUCUGUUAAACCGAGACCAGCGCUACACGCAGAGAGCUGGUUUUACAGUCUGUUUGUGAGCACUUCCUGUUAAAAGGCAUAGAACGGGCGUCCGGGCCGUUUAGUUUAGCGCACCGUUGCGAUCCCCUUUCCCCUUGAGCGGCUGGACUCGAGCGUUGCAUGCCGGUACCUGCAGUCCCUGCUCCUCCCUUCUCAGAGGCACGAGCGCCAGGGUGUGGGGUUUCGAGUACUACAACUCCCAUACUGUCGCUCCUUCCAUCUCCCCCUCUCUCCCACCAGACCAGAAGCCUGUGAGCUACAGCACGGCUUGUCUUGACGAAACCCCCUCCCACCACCACGGACUUUCGGAACCGAAAAUCGUCGAGCUUAUUGAAACCAACAGGAUUAAAAUCCUUUCCUAUCGAUGCACCCAUAGGUCCCUUAAUGUGACUCCAGCGGGUUGGUGUUUGUUAGUACUGUUUGACAUCGUUAUCUGGCUCGCUAAUUACCUUUGGGGAAUUAUUCAGUGGACAGACACAUCGGGUUUGGGCUGUGCUCUGCUCUCUUCUGUUCUGUUGGAACACCGCGGAUACCGGAUUGGUCCGAUAUGGGACGAAUGAAAUACCGUAUCGGAGAUAUUUCCGUGCGAUGAUGACACACGGCUUGUCCUUAACAUUUGCAAACAGUGUAAUAGAGAUCGAUAGUUGCUUCGAGGAGACUUUACUGCGCAGGGAUCUGAACGUUGCAGCUUCACCGUAAAGCACAUUGCCAAAUGUAAACUGCAAUAUGGCAGUCUGCAGUCAGCAGCUGUAUUUGCAAGACCCACUGUCAUGCAAGGCUUAAGCGGUUUUGUUUAAAGCUUUGUGGCAUAUACAGAAGAAAUUCUUGUAAACGCACAUCUGUCAUCACACUCAAAGGAAUGCUGUGUUGAAAAAAAAAACUGCCUAUGCAGGUGGAUCCCUCACCAAUGAAUGUAGGGGAUGAAGGAACAGUGAGCAAAGAGAGCAGUGCCCUUACACAGCUGUCAGAGAGCAUGGUGGGGAAUCCACAGCAGACACUACCUCCUGAACUCAGAGGAGAUGUGCCUCAUGGUCAGCAGAAUAAGCUGAAGACAUCUACAGACUGCAAAAUGCCUAGUGUCUGCUCAGAUGCCAACAAGGCUAGCAAUUCAAACCAUUGUCCUGAAGUCCCUCCUUCCCAACUUCGCAGCAAUGCUCCUGUGUUCAGCACUGAUUCUUUUAGCACAACAUUACCUGAUAGGACAGAAGUUACUAAAGCCCAGGUUGAAGGUGCUGCUGCCUACCCUACUCAGCAUUGGUCAUGUGGUAAAAAGGUUGGCUCAGAGGAUUUGAUGAGCAUGGGUCACAAUAGCGUGACCCCAAAUAAGAAAGCUCCUCAUAGCACUGGGCCUACCCAACCUGUUAUCAGCCUUUCCCCAGGAUUUCAAUGUUCAACCCUCUUUAAACCAGGCCAACCUGUUGCUUUCCUUCCAUCUGCAAACUUUGCCUCUUCUCUUUGUAAGAUCACUUUGCCUCCAGGAUUGGGCCAGAUUGCCGCUCUGAGAGAAGCCACAGCUAGUCAGUUUCAGAAGGACUGUCCAGUGCCGUUGUCUGGCUCAAGUAUGACUCCAAGGCUCAAAACAUACCCUUAUCAGUUUUCUGUGGGUCGAGGCGUUGCUGAGAAGAAACCACUGUCAUCAGCAUCUAAAGGCAGAUGUGAACAUGUUUCUAAUGCAAAAUGCUGCAAAGGUGUAGGAGAGCACAUAUCAACUAUUUCCUCUAGUGUUAGUCCAGCUAUUGCUCUUCCAGCGCAACAGGCCACACAAGCCUCAGCCCCACUGACUCAUUAUACUAUCUCUCCCACUGCUGCCAUCUGCUGUAGUUCAGCACUGGCCAACAUUACCACUCAGAGCAGGCUUCUAAGCCUUGUAGAGAAAUGUCCCCCAUACAGAGGAAUCGAAAAGACUUCUGUGGCAUAUUUGAAGCCGAAAACUGUAUCAUCUACUGAGGAAAAUAAUGCUCUGUGUCCUCCAGAGGCCAGAGAUGUACCUCUUGAUUUAUCUUCAAAAUCCAAGCGCCAAAAAAGCAUUAAGGAUGCUCAAAAUAGCCCGACUGCCACAACUGAGCAAUGCUCAUUUGAACCACAUCAAAAGAAUUCCCAUGUCUCCAAAAGGCUCCAGACUUCCAAUUUUGGUUCUGCCUCUACUUAUGCUGUUCUACCAAACACCCAACGAAAUGGCUCGGCCCAGCGAGCCACCUCGAAACUUAGCAAUCACAAUUUGGAAACCAAUGCAUCAUGGGGCAAAGGCACAUCUCAAGGUCCCUUAAACAACCUCCCAGGAACAUAUGUAGGUGUAGCAAGCCCUAUACUAGCCUCUACCUUGCGUAGCAAAGAUGGGAAAAGUUCUGCUUUUGUUGAAGACGUUCAGAUAUUUGCUAAGCAAGAGACCAUUUCAAUUAUUGAUCAAGGUGAACAGUUGGCCUCCAGAGGCAAGAAGACACCUUUCACAGUUAAAGGUGAAAGGCAAAAUAAAAGUGGCAAGCAAUCUGGUAGUACUUCUGCUAGUACUACCUCCCAUGGAAUGCAGGAGCUUUCAUCUAAGCCACUGUUUACUUCUACAAACUCACAAUCCCCUAGGACUUCAGGUGGAAAAACAGGGAUUCCAUAUACUCCCCCAGGUAAACAACUGUGGAACCAAUCACUUUUUCAGGGGAUGUCUUUGCAGAAGCAACCAGUUCAGAGCCAAGCCCCAUCUAAAGGUAAAGGCAACCUGAGUUGUGAUGGCCCCUUGUUUCAAAAAUGUGAACUAAGCACCACUAAUGUAAAGGAAGAAAAAUGGGAGAAAACCCAUUCCCCCCUAUCCAACCUGGAGUCAAUAGUAAAGCAGAAAACUCUUGAGACCACUGCACUGACUGGUGAAACCUACUGUAAUCUGUCAACUGUGGGAUCCUGGAAGCCUGAGGCAGUCAACUUGCUCAGCAGGUCUCAGACUGUGGCCACUGGCUUUACACCUUCUGGAACUUCAGAGCUACAGGACUCUAAGACAGGUAACAAUUCCCUGUUUACAGAUGCAACAUCGGACAAUAGGCAUGAAGCCACAACUGGUUUUGUGCCCAAAGACAAGUGCCAUGAUAAACAAGUAAAGCAAUUUGAAAAGCCAGGCCAAAAGUCAGAGCUCAGCACUCCCAAGAAAAGAUGUGCAUCCAGUAUUAAAAGUGGGAAGAAGGACAGCAUGGUUGCUCCAGAUCCUGAGGACAAAACAAGAGAAGACCCUGCAGUACAAAAAGAACUCUCUCCUAAUUCAAAGCUGGAGAGCAUAUCCUUUGCUCAGGACCAAGCUGCAACAGAGGUAGAAGGAGAGAAAAAAAUUAAUGGUGGUAAAAAAGAUGGUAUUUCCAAAGGAAAAGCACCUGUCACCAAACAGAGGAAACCAAGGAAGAAGGAGAAGACCUCUCCUGAAACAUUAAAAAAGACUGUAAAACUGAAGAAAAAAUCUCGGAUGAAGCAAAGUGCGACAGUGGUUCAAGCCUCCACCUCUAAAAAAAAGAAGGGUAUAUCUACUGUAGAGAAGAGCCCACUGAAGGAGAGCCCAGUGAAGGACAGCCCAUGUCCAAUCCCUGAAGGUGGGGCUAAGAUUCACAAAGGAAAGAGUGCUCCAGUUAAAACACAGCAACCUGCCUGCAGCAAACCUGAGUUUGAAAAUAGCCCAGUGAGAAGUGUGCAGGUGGACCCUGCCUCCCUCACCAAGACUGAUCAUGACAGUAAGGAAUCUAACUUACAGCAAAUGUCCUCUCCAAGGCCAAAACGAGGGCGCCGGCACAUUGAUGAUGCUUUGCUGCGAAACUGGAGCUUUGCUUCUUCUCCUCCUCCGUCAGAGUCCCCUUCUUCUCCACUUUUGUCCAGUCCUGUUUUCCCUCUCAGACGACCUCGGGGCAGGCCUCGUCUCAAUCCCCUGCCUGAAGGUGGAGACACAGACAAUAUUAAACCUGCUCAGGUGGCAGAGGGAGGAGAUCUGGCCUCUGCAAAAAAGAGAAAGCGAUGCAGGAACCGCAAGUACCAGAAUGGGGAGUACAUUACAGAUAAGGAAAAGGAAGCGAACAGGGAGAAUGAUGAGAGGCUUGUGGAUGGAGAAAAUGAAGAAACUGAUGUGGACCCUCCUCUUAGUGCCACUUUGCCAUGUGAAGAUCCUAAUCCUGACCUCAGCCCCAGGAAAUCCCUGAACACCCGCUCAGGGACAAUGCGACUUCACGAGAGUCCAUCCAUCCCAGAAUUUAACGAUAAACCUCCAGGAAAGAGAAAGUUCAAAAGCAAGCACUUGUGUGAUACUGAAGAACAGAAAAAGCUCAAGAUCAAACGAGGCCUUGCAGGGAAGCGUUCCUCAUCCCUCUCCACAGAUGAAGACAGCCCUAUGGCCAAAAAAUCUUCCACUCCUUUCUCUGCCCCAAAGGAAUUGUCGUCAUCAUCAUCAUCUCCUGUUCCUAAGAAGAAAGGGCCUGGAAAGGGCAGGAUCCCAGAAUUCACACCAAGCCGUCCUGUACCUCCAGAGGUUCGCCGACUGAUUGUGAAUAAAAAUGCAGGGGAGACUUUGUUACAAAGAGCUGCUAGGCUGGGAUACCAGGAAGUGGUGUUAUAUUGCUUGGAGAAGGAUGUGAGAGAGGUGAACCGCCGGGACAACGCUGGCUACACAGCACUGCAUGAGGCAUGUGCUCGUGGUUGGACGCAUAUUGUGCAGGUUCUGCUGAAGCAUGGUGCUGAUGUCAACUGUAGUGCACAAGAUGGGACACGCCCCAUUCAUGAUGCAGUUGCAGCUGAUAGCCUGGCAGUAGUGUGGAUGCUGUUAAACCAUGGUGCCGAUCCGACACUGGCCACCUACUCUGGCCAAACAGCUGUUAAAUUGGCCCAAAGUCCCAGCAUGAAAACCUUCCUCAAAGAGUACUUCACGGACCUAGAAGGACGCCCUGAUCAGGAUCCAAGUCUUCAGUGGGAUUUUUACAGCAGCUCUGUGUUUGAGACAGAUCAGGAGGCUUGCUGGGACUUCCUGCUGUGUCAACCUGAAGAGGAAGACAAGGAAGAAUGGAGAGAGCAGGGAAAGGAAAAGGACACAGACUGCCUUUUGUUUGAGUUCUCCUCUGAACCUUUAUUACCCUGCUACCACAUUCAAGUAUCGCUAACACAGGGUUUUUGCAACUGGUUUCUGCUGAUGGAUGUGUUGAAACGCCUGAAGGUCUCAGCUCGCAUCUUCCGGGCAAGGUACCCUCAGUUUGAGGUGGUGAGCCUCACAAGGGCCGAGCUUUGGAGACAGGUGAGCAUUAGUCAGACGUGUAUUGCCCCAGAUGAGUUCCGACCCAUUGAUGAUGAGGAGGAUGAAGAGACAGUCGAGCUGGUGCGCUGCAUACCAGAAUUGCAGGGUCUCUUAGGCUCAUCUAUCCAGCUGCUACAAGAUGAUGAUGAUGAGAGGUCAGAGGUUAGAGGUAGCCUCUGCAACCGAUAGCAAUGUUCUGAGAUGAGUAAGUAGCUGUCUACAGGCAUUUGCACCUCUUUAUUUACUGGUAGAUGCACUGCUACUAAAACCAGCACUUUGUAUGUACACUAUCUGCCAAAAAUGGCUCCUCGAAAACAGAUGAGAUCCUCGCAGAACACACCCUUCUCCCAGAAAACCUUCCUUUACAGCAGCAGAAGGGGCUUUGUUAGAUUGACUUGCCUUGAAAUCACUCACAGGAGAAGGGAGGACUCUAGCAAAGCGGACAAAAGUAAAUUUCUCUUCCCAGUCUGUAGGUAUUUUUCACUGUCCAGUAACUUCUCUUCAAUCUUUUUAUAUGUAUAAACCUAUAAGUAUAUGUAAAUAUAUAUGUAUAUAUUGACAUCAGGGUGAGCCUAGUUUGGUUGUAAUUUAUCAUUUAUAUGUUUUAAUGUUUCUUUAUUCCUGAGGUUAUGUGAAUAGUUUUGAAAGCAUGCCCAAGGCAUUUUUCUUUUUGUUUUAUCUUAGUGAUCUAAGAGUUUUUGGCCAGCUCAUUGUGGCAGGAAGGACUCUGGGACAGAUGGUUCCUCUGUAAACCUGUGAGAGUCUCUCUCUCUGUUUCGCACUCUCUCUGUGAGGACCGCUAACCCAGAACAUAUGUCGAUCAGGCCUGCCCUCCUUUACCUCACCAUACCUCGGCUCACAUUGCCACCACAGCUCUGCUUCCAACACCCCAACUAGCUGCAUUAAUCUUGGAUGGUUUCUUUGCAGUAGAGCAGGCAAAGGAUUGUUCUUUCAUAUUUAUAAAACCCAGUUAAUUCUGAUUUUCAAGAAAAGGUAUCGACUUAUCCAUGAAUGAGGAGUUUCAUUUUAUGUUUACAAAACCUAAAGAGAUUGUUGGAUAUCAAGGUAUGAAAGCCUUGAUAAAAGCAAGCAAGAUGAAAAAGCAAACCUGUGGAAUGCUUUUUUUUCUUUUCUUUUUGUUUCGCUUGGGUGGAGAUUUUUCAAAGGACUUUGUUCUGGAUGUUGUCCAGCACCUUGCUCAGUUCAAGGUCAUGAGAGAAGACCUCUCUUACUUAGCUUGCUUUCCCCAGUGUACCCAGUUCCAGCGAGCGUUGUGGUGCAUGGUGUGUUUUAUUUACACAGUUUGACUGUGUUUAAUUUAAUAGUCAUUAAUAUAUUUAACUUUUUGUGUAUCACACAAAUGAUAUAUGAAAGUUGCUUUGUAUGGUUGGUGCUUUAUUUGAAAUGUACAAUUAAUCCCUUUACCUUACGGAUGUUGUGUUCUCCUUCACUCCAAACAGUGUUUUAAUGAGCAAAAGUACAGUUUUAUUGUACUGGUGCUAAGAUAGAUUUUGUGUUGACAAUCAUUGACCUUUUUUUGAACUGAAACCAAUAAAUACUAUUUAAUUGAAGAGUGAGAAAUGUAAAGAGAGAGUUUAGUUUCAUUACCAAUGGAGGCCCACCAAGCCAUGAAGAGAGUACUUGAUUUUGAAGGUUUACUGUCUGUAUGAUGCGCAAAGGGAAUGUUUUUCUGAUUCCUUUUUAAAAGAAAUUGACUAGAAUAAAGCAUGAUUGUUAA
Molecule: messenger RNA, 7086 nt
Organism: Neoarius graeffei (lesser salmon catfish)
Lineage: Eukaryota; Metazoa; Chordata; Actinopteri; Siluriformes; Ariidae
Gene: bcorl1
Product: BCL6 corepressor-like 1
Exons: 14
Coding region: 993-5537 (1514 amino acids)
Biological process (GO): negative regulation of transcription by RNA polymerase II
Cellular component (GO): nucleus
Molecular function (GO): transcription corepressor activity; protein binding
Source: RefSeq, a predicted model, not a curated record